GAACUGAGGACAACAACAGUGAAACCAGUGGAACCAGUGACACCAGUGGAACCAGUGACACCAGUGGAACUAGAUGAACUGAGGAGGGUCAUGGCUGCCAUGAAACCCUUCAGCCCAGAGGAGACCCAGAAGGUUCUCCAUCAUCUGCAGACGCCGGCGGUCUUCACCAGCAUGACGGGAGGCUGGCCGGCUCUCCUCUGGACCGCAGAGCGUCUGUCCAGCUGUCUGGGGGACAAACUGGUCCGAUUCAGACUCGGAAGAAAAGAGGAGACAAACACUCCUCUGUUUGAAACCCAGUGUUCCUACGUGGAGGCCCGACUGGAGCACUUCCUCAGCUGGACCCGGGACCAGACCGGGCCUCAUGUGGGUCCGUUCUGUGAGUACCCAAACUCAGAGUACUGGGCCUAUGCGGACUACAAGUACAUCGCCCUGCUGUUUCAAGAUCAGCCCUCCAUGUUUGAGGGUGUAAAGUGGUCAGAGUUUGGUUAUGAGGGCCGUGAUGGGAGAGAGAGCACCUUAUGGGUCGGCACCGGGGGGGCCAACACCCCGUGUCACCUGGACUCGUACGGCUGUAACCUGGUGCUGCAGGUACAAGGACGGAAGCGUUGGCACCUCUUUCCCCCCGAGGACACCGCUCACCUCUACCCGACCCGGAUCCCCUACGAGGAGUCCAGCGUCUUCAGUCAGGUCCAUGUGGUCCAACCGGACCUGAAAAGGUUCCCUGCUUUCAACGGAGCCAGAGCUCACGUCGUCACUCUGCAGCCUGGACAGGUGCUGUACGUCCCCAGACACUGGUGGCACUAUGUGGAGUCUCUGGAUCCCGUCACUGUCAGCGUCAACUCCUGGAUCGAGCUGGAAGCGGAUGACGUGGCGAGAGUCGGCGAGGCCGUGACCAAGACCGUGGUCUGCUCCCUGAAAGGUGAUGACGACACUGACGACUGGCUCAAUCCCACCGAGGAAGGCGUAGCGUCCCGUCAGGAGAACAUGCAGUGUUUGAACCUGGCUGUGAGAGCUUGUGCUCAACGACACAACAAACUGACCCGAGACCAGAGAGACGCCCGUCCAGUGAAACGGGACUCUGGAGGAGGAAUCAGGGGUUCUGCUCCCUUCAGGGUUCCCUUUGGACCACAUCUGAUCCCUGUGCGCUGUCAGACAGACGCAGUCUCACCGGAAACCACAAGCGAUCCGGUGCUCCACUCAUCAAGGGAUCGUGAGGUCGAAUCCCAAGAGGACCAAGCAGCACCGACAACCGAGCAGGAAGAAGAGGAACACAGCGACGGGUUAACUGGAUGUGGUUCACGUGGGUGUGCAGCUGAGCCGGAACACACCGCCAUAACCACUAAUGACCUGUUAGACUGCCUGCUGCACCCCGACGUCAUCGCCCGGGUCACCCAGCUCUUACUGGAAAGACAAACAGGAAGUCACAGACGCACGACAACGAACUCACUUUAAUAAUCAGCAACUUUAAACAACAUUUAAUGAGCACAAAGAUCAGGGUUUGACUGGAUCGGUCCGUCUGUUCUUUGCAGUUGAAGAUGUCUUGCUGCAGAGCUUCACCAUGACCUCCUGCCUCCCCCCGACAUUAACCCCGGAUGUGAGAAGUCACAGCUAAUCGUAACGUGAUGCAUAUCGAGCGGCUCCAACAUUUCCUGGUGUUUGUUGUCCUGCUCAUGCUAAUCCUGUUUGGUUCCCUCCAGAGUACGAAAACAUGGCCACUUGAAUUGGUUUAGUAUGCUAAUGAGAGCCUAAUUCAACAUGAAAUUGCUGAGAUGUGAGCAUUAGUUUGGUGCGUAAUGUCUCCGUGUCAUUUAGGGAUGGAACCUGUCAUUGAACGGCCACAGAGGGCAGAGCGUAACGAUGAUGAAAGACCUACGACAGAAAAGGACGCUGAACCAAGGACCAAUAAAUGAGAUCGUUGAUGAAUUUAAAGUCCCGCGUUUUGUUUUCCAGCGACAUGAACAGAAGUUUUGAAACCUGAUCGGAGAUGUUCACAGCUUUGACAUGAAAACAGGCUGAUUUCUUUCUCGUGGUAAAUACUUUACACAAGUAAAAAUAAAUUCCAUCAAGUAUUUUACUGUUGGUUUCGCGUGUUUAAGCACAUAAACAAUACUGCAGACUAUUUCUUGGAAGUCCUUAGAUUUGUUUUCCACCUACAAGCCAGUAACUCAGAUCUAUCUGGAGACUGAAACUUUGAUUUUUGUCAAAAUGAUUGUUGUGUGUUAGUUGGAGUAGUCACAGUUCUCCUUGAUGAUGGGAUGUGUUGAGGGAUGCUUUCACAUCAAAUCAAACCCAGAAGACGGGCGAUAAAGAGCAGAAUCACUGAGGCAGUGAGUCUUUAUAACAAUCCCUGCUUUCAACCACACUACCAAUCAAUAGCAAGACUCACAACAAAUGAAGGCUGAACAUGUUACAUGUGAUGCAUUAACCCUGGUGCAUCAGCAGGGACGCCUUUAGUUUUUUGUGUUAAUGGGUAUGUACUACAUUUUGGCAUGUCUGUGAGUUUUCUUUGAUUUAUUUUUUAUUUUGGGUAGUUCAUCGUCGGCUCCUGUAAUUAGUCUGUGAUAAACUGUGGAUCAUCAGACACUCAGACUCUGAGGGAGACAUUUCCCCAUUGUCACCCAUUAAAACCAUUACAGCAUAAAUGCAUGUAUUCUAUAUCAGGCUUUCUAUCUAGAGACAUGGCUCCAAAAUUACUUUUUACUUUUUUCUUUCAGAUUGA
Anoplopoma fimbria (sablefish) is the source of this 2719-nucleotide messenger RNA. RefSeq names its product hspb associated protein 1 (gene hspbap1). The transcript has 8 exons. Lineage: Eukaryota; Metazoa; Chordata; Actinopteri; Perciformes; Anoplopomatidae. The record is from RefSeq and is a predicted model, not a curated record. The coding region runs from base 91 to 1452 and encodes 453 amino acids. Gene Ontology annotation, molecular function: 2-oxoglutarate-dependent dioxygenase activity.